This is a messenger RNA of Engraulis encrasicolus (European anchovy), 2690 nucleotides long. It is a transcript of the gene ranbp3b, whose product is annotated as RAN binding protein 3b. NCBI's taxonomy places the organism in Eukaryota, Metazoa, Chordata, Actinopteri, Clupeiformes, Engraulidae. The transcript has 17 exons. The coding region runs from base 42 to 1670 and encodes 542 amino acids. The record is from RefSeq and is a predicted model, not a curated record. Gene Ontology annotation, molecular function: GTPase activator activity. Gene Ontology annotation, biological process: protein export from nucleus. Gene Ontology annotation, cellular component: cytoplasm; nuclear pore.
UAUCUGGCGCAUUGCUUUGUGGGUGUGCGCGACAGAAUAAAAUGGCGGACUUGGCAAACGAAGAUAAGCCAGCCAUAGCUCCCCCUGUGUUUGUCUUUCAAAAAGAUAAAGCACAAAAGCGAUCGGCUGAAGGAUCGAGCGCCGAAGAUGGCGAGGAUUCGGAAAGGGAGGAGAAUGACUACAGUCCUCCAGUCAAGAGAGAGAGAACAUCAUCUCUAACACAAUUUCCACCAUCCAACUCAGUUGCAAAAAAUAAUGUAUUCAUGCCCUCAAGUUUCUGCCAGUCUCCAACUGGGAACUCUGACUCUGAGCCUGAGGAGAAAGCGGUGGGAUUUCGCUUGAAGCCUCCAACACUCAUCCAUGGACAGGCCCCUAGUGCAGAUUCUCUUCCAGGUGUGCCCAGCCAGAAGCCCAAGGAGCAGCAACGCAGUGUGCUACGGCCCGCCAUGCUGCAGGCACCGCCCACCAAGACAUUCACAGACACCAAAUCCAGUUGUGGGACGAACGGCGUGGAGAAACUAUCAGAUGAAGGGGCGGAACACAGUCAAAACAUCACCCAGAACAACGUUGACAAGGUGGGCAAACCGCAGAACAAGGACAAGGAGAACAGCAGCGAGGCGAGUGACCAGAAGAUCGAUGGCCACCCGAAGAAGGACGCACUCGCAGAGUCUAGUUUCGUAUUUGGCCAGAACAUCAGAGAAAGAGCCAAGGUAGAAGAGAACAGCAGUCCACCCAAUGACUCUCAAGACUCAUCAGAUUCACAGUCUGGUGGAACCAAUUAUUUCCUGCAGUUUAAAGGCACUCCCAGCUCUCAGAAUGCAGCAGCAAGUGCAGAUAAAGAAGCCAAGUUUGUCUUUGGGCAGAAUAUGUCUGAUCGAGUGUUGAGUCCUCCCAAGGGUGUGGACGAUAGUGUGGAGACCAACAAGGACAGCCCCGGCCCCGUUUCUGAACCGUCCCCACCAGACGGCACACCUGAAAAAGCUGGUGCCCCCAGCAGCAGCACGGCGGAGUCCCUGGAGGAGUCUGCAGCGGCCUACACCAAGGCCACGGCCAAGAGGUGCAUCCUGGAGAAGGUGGAGGUGCGGACGGGGGAGGAGGCCGAGAGCAACGUAUUACAGAUGCAGUGCAAGUUGUUUGUGUUCGACAAGACUGCGCAGCUGUGGAUCGAGCGAGGCCGGGGUCUUUUGAGGCUCAACGAUAUGGCGUCCACGGAAGACGGCACGUUACAGUCAAGAUUAGUGAUGCGUACCCAGGGCAGCUUGCGCCUCAUCCUCAACACCAAGCUCUGGCCUCAGAUGCAGGUGGACAAGGCCAGCGAGAAGAGCGUCCGCAUCACCGCCAUGGACACAGAGGACCAGGGACUCAAAGUAUUCCUCAUUUCGGCCAGUUCUAAGGAUGCGGGGCAGCUGGCAGCGGCGCUGCACCACCGUAUCCUGGCCCUGAAGAGCUGGGCGGAGCAGGAGUCUGAGCCCGCCCCCUGCAUCCCUGUGCCCGACAUGCCGCAGCACCACGAGGACGACAGCGACGAUGAGCCCAACAAUGGCACCACGGCAACCACCGCGACCAACACCACCACCACCGCUGCGGCUACUGCUACCGCUACCGCUGCCACGCCAACCACCAGUGGCACGUCUGAAGGAACGGAGACUGAGGACACUGGGGGAACAUAGCACCUCUGGCAUCCACCUGACUUCUAGGAAGCUGUUGUACAGGGAUUUUUGUCUUAUUUUUUUCCAAGCAGGCAUCUCUGUGGACAUCUUGUAAACAACAUGGGUCCUUCAGACAAGUGCAGUUGACAGUAGAAGUCUAACCCCUUGUGUGCAGUUUUUGUCCUUUUUCCACCCUUACCCUCUCCUUAUAAAUGUACAUCUGGAAUUUUUUGGAAUUAUCCUUUUGUUUUUUUUAUCUAUCGUGUGUCUUAGGGUUUUUGUUGGACUGCAAGGAAAAAAAGACUUUUUCCAUUUUAGCUUAGGACUUGGAUACUCAUCAUAUUGAUGAGUUCAAGGGAGCUCCUCUACAUUUGAAACACAGCACGUUUCUAAAUACGAGACCCCUUUUCUAUUCUUUUCAACGCCACCGCUUGCUCACCACAGCCUCGCACGAGGACACCACGCUCUCUCAGCACCCUUCAUGUUGUCAAUGGUUACACCAUUCCAUACGCCUCUUCAUCUCCCCCUACCCCCAUACCAGCACAUCCUCCCCAGAAAGUCACUCAAAGUCUAAUUUAUUUUUCUUUUUUUUCCUUUCGCAAUUCUUUAUUUUUGUAUGCACAUUGACAUCCAUGCACUGAUUGUUAACAAAAGUCCAUUAGUUUAUUCCUUAACAUCGAUAGUGAAAGCUGUUUUGUUAUUGGCUCGCUAAGACUUUUUAAACCAUGCAGUCUUCCAUGUUCUGGGAGUCUAUGUAUGUGUUAACCAUUUUUUCACCAAUCCUACAUGAAUUUUCCACCCAGUCUUUUGAUUUUUUUUGUUUGUUUCUUUUUUUAACAUCUCUGCUGGUUGGACAUUUUUCAGAAUUUCAUUUCAUACUCUAUUUUGAGAGCCCAAGUUGAAAUUGUCCGUGUGCUGAGUUAGAGUGCAACACAUACCCUUGUUUCUUGGUCCUUGCCGACCAUUUAAAUGUUGUAUAACACCUUUUAUUAGGAUCCCAGGCUUCCUACAUGCUUUACAGAAUAAAUCUUCAAAAUCAGA